GUUGAAUCGAUCGAGAGAUCAUCAUUUUCAGGGCUAACACAGGUCACCUUGCCUCUUGUCCUAACCGAAAGGAAACUAAGAUGAUCUUGAGUCUCUUGUCAUUUUAGCGGGUAGAUUGGUUAGUUGCGUUGUGUGCACCUAUGUGCAAGUACUUCUUAGCUUAUUAUGUACUUUGUUUCGCCAUCUCUGUUUCUCCAUUACUAUCAGAAGAAAGCACCAAAUACAACCUUCUCAUCAAGGAACGUGCGGUUCUUGAUAAGUUGGAUGAUGCUGGAGUUAAUGUAUUUUCAAAGUCUGGUCAGAAGUUCUCUUGUUCAUGGGGUACAGACAGUGGCAUAAAACCUGAUAACGCCACUUCACAACUGUCCAGCAGCGUCGUACAUUCACUACUGUCCAUGUUUAGUGCGUUUGAUUGUCUAAGAGUGAAAAAAGGUUGGUGGACAUACGAGUUUUGUUUCCGAAAGUAUGUCGCCCAGUAUCAUGACGAGUCUAAGGAAACGUCUAAGACGUUUCUCGGACUUUUCGAGUCGGAAUUUGACUGGGACAAUUCUUCAGAGAAACCCAAAUACCAUAGCCAGUUUUAUUCAAAUGGAAGUAUUUGUGAUUUGACAAAUAUGCCUCGGAUAACAGAAGUGCAGUUUGUCUGUGCUGAUUCACGAACGUUUCAUAUUUUAUCUGUUGAAGAACCUGAAUCCUGUGUCUAUCUCUUAAAAAUAUCAACUCCGAGUUUAUGUGGAAACUCGCAUUUCGCCUCUCAGUUUUCGACCAAACCGCAUGAUAUUACCUGUCACCCAACUCUCAGCGGACCAGAUUACUAUCGCUAUGAUGCUUUAAAUAAAGGAAGGGAUCCAAUUCUGCAGUCAUCCUUAGCUAAUAUGUCACAAACUUUCAGUUUGCCUUCGAAGCGUCUAUAUACCAACAAAAAUAUGUAUAAUAAAAUUCGUAACAACCGACGCAAGCGCAAAUUGAAAUUUCUCAGGCGCUCUACAGGAAUGUUCCUUAGAUCUUUGAAAAGAUUACCAGUUCUCUACAAAAAGCAAAACCUUAAAUCUUCAUGGAGUUCCCAUCCUAUAUCUUUGUUAUCUACAAAUCCAGCCGGUUUAUAUAAGCUAUGGCUCCAUAUCGGUUCGCUUAGUAGUGACCUCUCAAAUUUUACAUCUGUUCUGUUAAGAAGGAAUGAAAUAUCUCACCGUCAUGUCCCUUUGGAUAUUGUGAAAGUAGCCAUUAUUGUAACUAAGAGCGUUAUUAUGGAAGUAGAGGACUAUAGACAAUUGCUCAAUACGUUUCUUACUGCUCCUAUGCAAACAGUGGGAAUGAUGCAUCUAUUUAAUCUUAGUGAUGUCCACGAAUCUAUCAGUCGUAUUUGGCGUGAACUAUUUAGCUGUACAGAUCCUAAUGAGGCUCACACAAUGUUAUCCACUGUGAUCCAUGUUUAUAAAAAGCAUAACUUAGAUAUACCAACUGUUGAAGAUAUACCUUUAACCCGUCUACCUACCGAAUCGAGAAACAAUGCAAAAUCUGCAUACCUAAAGUAUAAGUUAGACUUCACAUUUUCAAGUAAUAAAGACAACAAUAUUGAGAUCUUACAGUACAAUGGGAAGGUGUUGGAUAAUCCUCUAAGUUAUGAAGAAUACUCGAAGUUGUUUGAUGUAAUUAAAAAAGUUGUAGAUUUAACCGAUCUCUUCCUGGAGACUUCGAAAUUAUAUGUCAAGAUACUUUUCUUUCUUCAUAAGAAAAUAGAGCUUAGUCAGAAUAUAGAAACCCGACUGAAACAAACGUUUUCCAAUAUACUUACUGAUUCAAAUGUCAAUGUUGUUGUGAUACAAGGUGGUAAUCGUAUUGUGAAAGAUAAAUAUAAUCAAGGUGCUGCAGAUCAAUGGGAUCGCGAUCUUUUGCCAUCUCUUAAACAACGGGAGAUCAUAGAGAUUAUGCAAAAAGUCGUAACUAACUUAGAUCCAGAAAUAUCGGACGAAGUGGAUAUAGUUGAAAAACCAGAAAAUCAAGGAGGUUUAUCUACGUAUUACAUUAUGCCUGGUGGACCUAGAAAGAAGGAAGAAAAACGCGUCAGGAAACUUGAACAAAAUUAUCACUUUACUUUCCACUGAAUAGAAGAAAUAUAGUAACAUUGAUUUAUGACAUACAAUUGUAUUUCAUCAGUAAUCUUUUAGUCACCUGCACUCUUUCAUUCUAUUUUUCUCAAUAUAUGUUUUUCUGCAUAAUCUGUAAUAAUAUACUUCGGAAUAUGUUAAUAUUUACAUCUAUCGAGUCAGUUUUUUAAACUAUGUGCUACUGUUGCUGCUAACACAAUAUUUUUGUCAGUUAAUCUGAGUGUGGUUUUAUAUUCACUUAUUUUCUUUAAAAAAUUGUUUUAUUUUCUUUUUCAUACAAAUUCGUUCUUCCUCCUCAAUGACCUUGUCAUAUUCGUCUCAGUUUCUUUCUCAAGCUCGUCAAUCAUCACAACUCUUAAUUGACCAUUUUCUUCAAGUGAUAUGUUCCUAUUGGUGUAUCUAUCAUCUAUGUGUGUAAAUAUGUACUAUCUCUGAAAUGUUGAGUUCAAUGUCCUUUUCUAAGAACUAUUUUUUUUGAAAACUUAAUCAGUAUACCGUUCAAAACAUUGUAUUUCUCAAUCGAGUAAUAAAGUAAAUUUCCAUAUCUA
This is a messenger RNA of Schistosoma guineensis, 2656 nucleotides long. The record is from the annotation of a GenBank genome assembly. Lineage: Eukaryota; Metazoa; Platyhelminthes; Trematoda; Strigeidida; Schistosomatidae.